AUGACGCCAGAGAAUCAGCGGCAAGUACGGUUAUGGUCGAACGGCACGAUCGUCUAUUACUUUUCGACGUCGGUCAGGGCUGCCUGCCAGAUGGACAUUCGCCUUUUCCCCUUUGAUACGCAAACAUGCUCGUUCGGCUUCUCGCCGUUGACCUACGAUUUCGAGCUGGUCACCUCGUCCAGCCAGUUUUCCGAGGAUUUUUAUUUGAGUAGUGAAACGGGUAAUGGCGAGUGGAUCGUUCACAAUUUGUCGUUAGUGGCCGAAGUCUACACAGGGCCGACUUUUGACUACGAAUGGUUGAGCAUCGGUCUCACAAGUAUGAUGUCGAUGACGCUUCUCCUCGAUAUGAUGUCGAAAGAAAUACCGAAAACUGCAGCUUUUCCGUUGCUAGGUUUUUACGUAAUAAUCUCCAUAGCCAUAAUUGCCUUGGGAUGUGCCGUUGUCGUCAUUGUGUCGUCACCAGCAGAUAAGGAUACGAAAAAG
This is a messenger RNA of Mesorhabditis spiculigera, 483 nucleotides long. The record is from the annotation of a GenBank genome assembly. NCBI's taxonomy places the organism in Eukaryota, Metazoa, Nematoda, Chromadorea, Rhabditida, Rhabditidae.